AUGGAGACGGAAUGGCACACUUUAGGCAAAGUUCAGUACCAGAAAUGGACGGUAUACGGUAUGAAUUGGGCCUCAGAAGGAGUGAAAGAUCUUCGUGAUUAUGUAUCAGCUUGUGCGCCAUUUGGUGGCCCUGUGGCGCUUCUCCGUGAUCCUAAAAAACUGAUAAAAGUCGCAUCCGAUAGUGUUUUAACCCGUCAAUUGCUACUUUUUAACGCCUGUGGGCACUUAUUAGGGACAACGGAGUGGAAAGCCUUUGAAGAUAAAAAAGAGACACUUGUGGGGAUGACUUGGACGGAUGAAUUACGUCUUCUCUGUGUGUUUACGAGUGGCAAUUGUGUCGCUUUUAACAUGAAGGGAGACGAAGAGACGCGGUUUGCACUCUUACCACCAGGUUCAACGGACAAAGUGGCUACAUUUGAAGCUUGGGGUGGAGGAUUUGUAGCUCUUACCGAGAAAAUGGCACUUAUUCAAGUAUUAGAGGUUGACUCUGUCCGACCUAAAGUGUCGUUAUUACCAGAUUGUGGACUCUCAGAGACAAAUCCACCAACGUGCAUGGCAGUACUGGAACCCAAGUUUUUGAAGAGUAUUUAUCCUGAUGUUCUAUUGGGUACAAGCAAUCGAUCCUUGGUCAUUGUUAAUAAAGACGGCGGAGCUCAAGAUAUGAAGUUGCAAGAUUCAAUUGCUGCUCCUAUUUCAGCUGUAGCUAUUGCUCCGAAUGGUCUAUUUAUGGCUUUGUUCUCGCAAGAUGGGAUCCUGACAGUACUAAAUACGAUGAUGGACAAGAAGAUUCUUACUUUUGAUACACAGAGCAAGGCCAGUCCAUUAAGUAUGCGCUGGUGUGGAGAAGAUUCAGUGUUAUUGUACUGGCCAAGUGCUGGAUUAGUCAUGGUAGGACCUUAUGGAUCAUGGCUACGUUUUCCGUACUCGGAGAGCAUUGUCUUGGCACAAGAAGUCGACUGCUGUCGAGUUUACACUGCAUCCUCACAUGAUAUCGUACUUCGUGUACCGACGUGUGUCGAGAAUAUCAAGGGGGUGGGGUCUACUGCUCCGGCAGCAAUGUUGUAUCAGGCUCUAGACGCCUUUGACUCGGGUGAUGCCAAAGCAGAUGAACAUAUUCGAUUUAUUCUGAGUCAAAAUGCAUUGGAAGACGCUAUCAAGGAUUGUGUGAACGCUGCUGGCAGCGAGUUUGAGUACGCGUCGCAGACAACAUUGCUGCGCGCUGCAUCAUACGGCAAGUGCUUUGUAGACUCGGCCAUGGAUGCUUCCUCGGCACUUCCGGGAGGUACUGGAACUGCAGGUGGCAACACGAUGAUGGACACCGAGAUGUUUGUCGACAUGUGCCGCAAGAUCCGCGCGCUGAAUGCGCUGCGCCAGCAGGACAUUGGCUUCCCAUUGACUGUGACGCAAUUUGAUCGGCUGACGGCGGAGGUUGUGGUAAGUCGUCUUGUGGCGAUGCAUCACCAUUUCUUAGCCCUCAAGAUCUGCGAAUAUUUGAAUAUCCCGACGGAUCGAGUGCUAGUGCAUUGGGCAUGUGAAAAGGUAAAGGCGGCCACAUCAUCCAACGUACCGGAUGAAGAGCUGGUGGGACUUGUGCGCAAGAAACUUAAGAACGCGACCCUGGUGUCGUACGCAGACAUUGCUAACUGUGCGGAGCGCGCAAACCGUCGGCGGCUAGCUACAAUGUUCUUGGAUCUGGAAGAAAAUGCGUCCGACCAGGUGCCAUUAUUGUUGUCCAUGGGCGAAUUCGAGCUGGCACUCCGCAAGUCUCUUGAGUCCAACAACACGGAUCUCGUGUAUAUGACACUAUUCCACCUGGAGCGCACUCUGCCAUCUAUGGACGAGUUCCGCUACGUACUAAACCGCGAACCGGUGUAUGCCGAAGCCGUAAACCUGAUGCUUCUUUACUAUCGUGCUACAAAGAGCUCGGGUAGCCCUGCGCUUUGGACGGAUGUGGCUAGCGCCGAGAAUGAUCUAUUGCUUUCGUUCAAGACUUCGGAUGUGGAUGAGAAGGUUACGGCACUGAAAGACGCAGCAACUAAGUACACAAACGCAAAGCUGCCGGCUCAUGCCAAGCUAACCGAAGAGCAGAUUGAGUUGCUACAAGAGCAAGGCAAGUUGGAAGAGAAGCCCGAGAACGUCAAGCGUCGCAAGCUCGUGGGUCAAUCAAUUUCAAACACGAUGAAGAUGCUGAUACGCGACAGCAAGUACGAACCUAAGCUGCUGCCAUUGGUUGCGGCAUUCGCCAAGAAGUUUAAAAUACCAGACAAACGAUUUUACCGGGUGAAGAUCAAAGCUCUUGCUGAGACGCAGCAGUGGGAUGCGCUGCACAAGUUCUCGAUGGAGAAAAAGAACCCGCCGUGCGGAUUCAAGGCGUUCGCCAUAGCGUGCCUCGAGGAAGGCGAGAAACAGCAGGCUGAAAACUAUACUGCCCGUAUCACGUCCGUGGACGAAAAGUUUGAGACACUUAUCCAUCUUGACCUGUACAGCGAUGCGCUUCAACUCGCCAUUAAGCUCAAGGAUCCAGAAAAGCUUACGAAUGUGCGCAACCUCUGUAACGACGACAACAUUUGCAACCUAGCUGACAAGGCGGCCAUGGAAUUGGGCUUUGUGUCUUGA
Peronospora farinosa is the source of this 2616-nucleotide messenger RNA. Lineage: Eukaryota; Oomycota; Peronosporomycetes; Peronosporales; Peronosporaceae. The record is from the annotation of a GenBank genome assembly.